Molecule: messenger RNA, 2518 nt
Organism: Neofelis nebulosa (Clouded leopard)
Lineage: Eukaryota; Metazoa; Chordata; Mammalia; Carnivora; Felidae
Gene: C2H1orf232
Product: chromosome 2 C1orf232 homolog
Exons: 5
Coding region: 1962-2483 (173 amino acids)
Source: RefSeq, a predicted model, not a curated record
CGACCCAUGGCCAGUGACUGCGGGGCCAGGGGGCCCAGAGCCGGGAGCCGGGUCAGGGGCACACGUGCGGGCGCUUCCGGAUUGCUGGAUGACGUCAAGGACGCCCGGGGGCGGAGCAGGGACUCCUGAGAUACCUCCAGUUCCUGACAAAGCGCUCACCACUUCUCACCGUUCCACAGUUAUUCCCUUGGGUCUCCGUCCUUCGUGCACCCCCAGUCAAAUCCGUGAGCAAGGAGUGUUCUGCUCAGGCAUCUCCUCAGACUGCACGGGGUCAGCAACUCUCACAAGAAGUGGAAGGGCUGGCAGAAGCACCUCUUAUCUUUGCCCCCUUUCUCUGAGCCCUGGACUCCCUGGUGUGGGCUGGCAGCAAAGGCAGAGAUACAGCCUAGGUAUUUUGUGCUCAGAGUGGGGAGAAGGCCAGAGAGCCUUUCUCCGUUCAUUGGAGCCUGGUGCCUUCCUGGCUGACCAGAGGAGCUCAGCAAUAAUUCAGGGGCUCCAGCUCUUUGGAACCUGUUGCCAGGAAACAGGGAGACAUGCACGUGCAUCCCCGGGGAGAGGAAUCGGUUUCCAGCCCAGACAAAGCAGAGAAAUGUAAGCCCAGGGUGCCAACCAGGGGCUUUGAGACCUCCCCACUCCAGUUCACAGUUGAGUGGGGACAUAGGGCAGGACCUGCUGAAGGCACAACUGGUAUGGCUACAGUCACAGGGGCACCAGUGUGGGUCUUGGGCCCAAGGACUUUAUAAAUGGACUUUGUGAAUGCAAGCAGAUUUUUUUUGGAGCCAUUCCAAGAGAUCAAAUUCAAGUACCCGUAGGGCCAGGAAGCGGGCCUCCUCCGUGCAGAGAGUUGUCUCCAUUAUUCUUGGCCAAUAUGGGUCAAGACGAGGGGCUGAGGCCACAGAAGCCAGCUCUGUCCUGUCUCCACCCCAGACUCCUCUGGAUCAGUUCACCUGCCUGACAGUGUGCCAGCUGGGGAGGCUGGUGCAUCUUUAAUGAAGUCACCUGAUCCCUGGGACAGGCUCUUGGCCUCACCAAGUUCCUGGAGCCAGACCCGCUGGGUGCCCACUGAGUCACUGCCUUCCUGAGCUUGGGUGCCAGGCCUGUUUUCCCUGCAGCCAUGAACCAGACCUUCUGGAAAACCUACAAGUCCAAAGUGUUACAGACCCUCAGUGGGGAAUCUGAGGAAGACCUGGCAGAGGAGGUGGGUACCAUCCAUGUUUGCUGGGUGGGUCAUGGGUGGAGAGAGCAGGAGUGAGAUACAAUGAAGAGCAAGGGACAGGCUCUGUGAGGGGAGGCACAUUUGUGCAGAAACAAUCGGCACCUUCAAGGAUGACAAAUGGCCUGGUGCCGAAAGCCAGGAUAUUUCAGGAAACUGAGGAAGAAGAUUGGGGGGCCACGGGAAAAAUGGUCAUUGUCUCCCACGAUGGACUCCAUCUCCAAAGAUGGCAGCCAAGGGCUGCCACAUGGAAGAGACCAGGGGGCAGUAGCCACAUGGGGCACAUGCAGCUUGACACAACUUCCUAAUGGGCAGAGCUAAGCAGAAUUGGGAUGUCUUGCCUGGAGAGGAAGUGAGGCCUAUGGUCCUAGAAGUCGUGCUUGCCCUUAGAGGGUCACUGUUGCAGCAUCAGAUCAGAGCCAGACUUGGAGCAUGUUUAUUCUGACAUUUAAAAAAAAAUCAAAAAGGCUCUGAAACUGGGAACGGUCUUACAUCUAGAGGCUGUAAUAAGUAGCAGUUCGUGCAAACAGAUGUGGCAGGGGCAGGAACUAGUUCUAUAGGGUGUGUGUGUGUGUGUGUGUGUGUGUGUGUGUGUGCAUCUCCACCUUUGUGUCUGUGGAUGGGUGGAGAGGUUUAGUGUGCUGUAGAUGGGCCUCUGUGCUGCUGCCUGCAUUUCUGUAAGUUCACGGGUGUGAAUGGUAUAACAGUGUACGUGUCCUUGUAUAGGUGCCUCACAGCACGUACAGCUAUGUACAGGCGAAGAGGCAUAGCCCUGUGGAGGCAUGCUCAUGUACAGAGAGGGAACCCAGCGUUAGUGGACUCUGAGCCGGCAGAACCUACCGAAGAGGCUUUCCAUCCCAUGUCCCAGUUGGCCCGCCGGGUUCAGGGGGUCGGGGUGAAAGGUUGGCUGACAAUGUCGUCUCUGUUUAACAAAGAAGAUGAGGACAAGCUGCUGCCACCGGAGCCCUGUGCCGACCACCCGCUGGCGGCGAAGUCCCCCUCGCAGGCGGUGGCCGCGGCGGCGGAGGCGGAGCCGCGAGGGCCCGGAUUCUGGGACACGUUCGCCAGCAGGUGGCAGCAGCAGCAGGCGGCCGCGGCGUCAAUACUGCGCGGCGCCGAACCCACCCGGGAGCCGGACCCCGAAGCCGGGGACGAGGCCGCCGAGCGCCCGGAGCCUGGGGAGGCCGACACCGUGGCCGGCUUCAAGUGGGGCUUCCUCACCCACAAACUGGCCGAGAUGAGGGUGAAGGCUGCGCCCAAGGGUGACUAGCCGGCCGGUGCAACAAGCCGCCCGCUCUUCCCCUC